This is a messenger RNA of Rhagoletis zephyria (snowberry fruit fly), 465 nucleotides long. The record is from RefSeq and is a predicted model, not a curated record. NCBI's taxonomy places the organism in Eukaryota, Metazoa, Arthropoda, Insecta, Diptera, Tephritidae.
AUGAACGGAAAUGUUCUGUCGAGAAAUGGCAGCAAACCAGCGGUGCCAGGAGGAGCAGUGGCGGCUACUGUCCUCGAGAAUGGUGGCUCACCUAAUGGCUACCUACCUAAAAUUCGCCUUCUAAACGCUCACAAAGACCUCGAGCACCGGUUCUCAUCGGCAGGUGGCGGCCAUGAACCACAUUCCAUUCCAGGACAGGAAGAUUCUGCAACGACCGGUUCCACUGCCUCUUCAUCGGAAGAUGCCGCAGCCGCCGACCCGGCCACCGAGUUGAAGAUUCAGGCGGCAGACAUGCCGCCGCACAUGCAAAAGUCGGCGAUGCAGAGUACGGUGCACGCGCUGCGCACCUACACCACCGAGAAGCACAUCGCCGAGAGUGUGAAGCAGAACUUUGACCAGCUGUACGAGCCCACCUGGCACUGCAUCGUCGGCCGCAACUGGGGCUCCUGUGUGACGCACACCAAG